GGUUUCUUCUACAAAUGACCCUCCUGAGAAUACAGUUUCUUCUUAUUUUUCCUCUCCUAAAAUAUCUCUGAUCUUUCUUCUCCAUCAAGAUUUCUCCGCCUCUUCUGCAAUUCUUCAUAGCCAAUAGCCAAGUUGUCUGGCUAUAACACCGAGCAGGAAUCCGGAGUAGGAAUGGAGGUGAAAAGGCGGGCGGUGGAUAAUCUGGUGGCGAAGCUGGGUUCAGUUUCGGAGCAAAUCCGAACAGAAGCGAUCUGCGAGCUUCGAAUCAUAUCCAGAACCGACGAAGAAAGUCGGCCGCUGAUCGCCGACGCCGGGGCCAUUCCUUACCUUUCGGAAUCGCUAUACUCUUCCGACGAAGUCUGCCAGGAGAACGCCGCCGCCGCGUUGCACAACAUCUCUAUCUCCUCCAAGGAUGCUCUCGUAUCCACGCACGGCUUCCUUGACGCUCUCUCCCACGCCCUCAGGAAUCCGACUUCUGCCUUUACUGCCCAGUGCGCCGCCGGAACCGUCUUCAGCCUCCUAACCGUGGAAACUAACCGGCCGAUCAUUGGCCACAAGCGGGACAUCCUAUUUGGGCUGAUCGACAUCGUGAGAAACCCUAAUUCGGCAUCUAGGUCAAUCAAGGAUGCGCUCAAAGCUCUUUUCAGCGUCGCACUUUACCCUCUCAAUCGGGCCCAAAUAAUCGAGCUAGGGGUGGUGCCGGCACUGUUCUCCCUGCUCUGCAAGGAUGGCAGGGUCGGUGUUCUAGAAGAUGCCACUGCCGUGAUUGCCCAGAUUGCCGGUUGCCAGGAGAGCUGGGAGGCAUUCAGAAAGGUGUCCGGUGUCAGCGUUUUGGUGGAUUUGCUGGAUGAUGCCACCGGAUCAAGCAAUAGGACUAAAGAAAAUGCAGUUUCAGCUCUAUUGAAUUUGGUGCAGUGCAGUGGGGAAGAGGCCACCGACGGUAUCCGUGGGUUGAUUUUAGGCGCGGUGGAUGGAAUCACUAAAGUUGCAGAGAAUGGAAGCGAGAAGGGGAGGAGCAAAGCAAUGUCAUUAUUGAAGAUUAUUGAUGCAAUUAGCUCUGGAGAAGAUGGAGAUUCUUGAUGCUAGAAGUUCUUGUUCUAGAAGAGGAGAAGCUUGGGACUCUGUUCAAAGGUUACUUUGCCUUAGUUUCUGACUAUGUUUAAUAUUCUACUCUGGAAAGUAAAUAGGUGUUUGGCUGUAUAAAUGAAUUGUUUGAACUAUUCAUUGUGGUUACAAAUAGAAGCUCCAAACUUUU
This is a messenger RNA of Cuscuta campestris, 1255 nucleotides long. The record is from the annotation of a GenBank genome assembly. Lineage: Eukaryota; Viridiplantae; Streptophyta; Magnoliopsida; Solanales; Convolvulaceae.